Messenger RNA from Talaromyces stipitatus ATCC 10500, 2268 nucleotides. RefSeq lists its product as uncharacterized. The record is from RefSeq and is a predicted model, not a curated record. Bases 10 to 2004 code for a protein of 664 amino acids. The transcript is spliced from 2 exons. NCBI's taxonomy places the organism in Eukaryota, Fungi, Ascomycota, Eurotiomycetes, Eurotiales, Trichocomaceae.
UCUGUCAACAUGUCUCACGCGUCAAGAUACCGCUCAAGCUCACCAGGGGGACGGCGGCUUGUUGACCCUUUGCGAGCAUCGACAGGAACAGUUGCAGAAGAUUUAUACACUUCGCCUACGAGUUAUCACAACUACGACGGUUACUUGUCUCCUAAAGUUGCUGAACGAAGAGGCGGGUUCUUCAGUGUCGACAGCGGCGAGCGUCUCGAAGCUCAUCCCAUAUCUACCACAACUUACAGGGAUGGCAAUCAUUCUACGAAGCUGAAGACUUCUUACGCAAUCCGCCCCAGGAGUCAGACUACCGAUUCCAGCCGGCGUCCGCUCAGCCUGUCUAUUCCUUCAACAACGUCGUCAACUCGAAAGGGACCCAUCAUAACCUCCGGAUACCAAAGGUCAACAAGUCCUUUACCGCCACGUACAUCCCAUGCUCGAGACGAGCCAGAGCGAUAUAUUCUACCAGCCAGUUCAGGUCGAUCUCAUAGACGCAUUUAUAGUUCGGAUUACACAAGCGACAGUGGCUAUGGGAAAUCUGUCGUAAAACAUAGAUCUCAUGAGCCCCGAUAUCAUAUCUAUCGACCAGCGGGUGUGUCACGCUAUCAUGCUUACGGAGAUCCUAGACAGUGGGACGAUUCCAAAUAUUACGACGCUUAUUCGUAUACGAAUGCCCGAGAAACGUUUGAAAAGGAAUCUGCUGCAAGGAGCUCACAACGAACUCAUCAUCGAGUAGGACGUCCGACAAGCAUGGUAGCUACCGGCUCUGCUUUGAUUCGUCCCGUUCACCACAAGGAGUCCAAGAGAUUAUCAUCAUCUCAUCGUGGAUCUAAUCGACAUCAUGAGGACGACAGGCUGCGUAUCACCAAUGGCCGGGACUUCACAGACAGCGAGACGCACCGGGAUCAUCAUAGAUAUCCACAUCAACAACGUCUUGUAGUACAUCAAGACAGAGAGGACGGCUAUCAGUCAUUCACGGAUGAUCACAAGCAUUCCAGUCGUCAUCGCCACAGCUCCCGUGCACGGGAGUCUCGUAAGAAACGUGCCGAAGACUACCUAGCUCCAGUUCUUGGUGGACUUGCUACUCUUGGGUUGGCAAGUGGCUAUUCCGAUGACGGCAGGGACACUGACCGAUCCGGUCGAUCAAUUAGGCAUCGUUCACGAGACCCAGGCCACGACGACCAUGACCGUGAUUAUUAUCAAGAUCGAGAAAGAGGGAAGGAGGGAGUCUCUGGGGAUGAACAUGCUCGUCGUCGACAUAGACGCCAUAGGGAUCGAUCCAAGCGCCCAAGCUCAUCGUCAGACUCUGAUGAUUCUGACUCCGAAGCGUACUCACGACGACGGCGACGUGAAAAAUCAUCUUCCCGCAAGAAACAUGAUUCGAGCAGUUCUGAAGGAGGUCGUGAUCGCCGCAAAGAAGAAUCUGGGAAAUCACUGCCUGUACGGAAGGGCGAUGGUGAAAGUGUAGAACGUCCUCGAAAGCCAGUAGCCGUUGAACCCCCCGCAACUAAGGAGCCAGAAGCACCUCCCAAGAGCAUUCUCAAGCCGCCUCGGGAGAAAUUUCCAGAAGAUGAGACCCAUAUGCGAGAAGGCGUGGCACCCCUCAAAGAUGCGCAAAAGAAUGGCAUACCGCCAGGAGCUCGAUGGACAAAGAUCGACCGGCGACUUGUCAAUCCCGCUGCGCUUGAAAUGGGUCAUGAGCGGUUUGAGGAGAGACCUGAAUAUGUGAUUGUUCUCCGGGUGUUGACAAAGGAAGAGAUUCAAGCUUAUGCGGUGAAGACCCAAGAAAUUCGAGAUGCCCGUCAAAAGGCCACGCAAGAGGAACGCCGUAGACUACGUGAAGAGCGGCGCCGCAAUGGCCAAGUUGAUACAUCCUCUAGCGAUGACGAGGAUGACGACGAAGACGAGUCUGCCCCAUUGGCUAUUGAACCAGCGCCGAUGAAAGAUGACUUUCCGGUGCCUCGAGGGAGAGACCGAGUCGCCAAUGAGGUUCCAGUGGAAGUGAAGAAGUGAGCGGGCUUGAUGGUCGGUUGUAUUUGCAUUUAUCUUCUACUCUCUUUGUAAUUCUGUAUCUUACGUGUAUGUGUCUCCUAAAUGUUCCUUCGAAACUGUAACCCAAUUUGUUACUUCUAUCACUUUCACAUGUCUUUUUUCAUGCUAUGAUCUACGAAGUCUACUGUAUCUCGGUCAGUUGAUGUAGGAUACAAGCUGAGAUGUGAUAUUAGCUCGGCGACUUACAUAUCCACAGCUAAUGGUAUCAACAUGCAUUCCCGGUCG